Asterias rubens (European starfish) is the source of this 859-nucleotide messenger RNA. Its product is annotated as EKC/KEOPS complex subunit Tprkb-like. Gene Ontology annotation, cellular component: cytosol; EKC/KEOPS complex; nucleus. The record is from RefSeq and is a predicted model, not a curated record. The transcript is spliced from 4 exons. The coding region runs from base 94 to 636 and encodes 180 amino acids. Gene Ontology annotation, biological process: telomere maintenance via recombination; tRNA threonylcarbamoyladenosine modification. NCBI's taxonomy places the organism in Eukaryota, Metazoa, Echinodermata, Asteroidea, Forcipulatida, Asteriidae.
GCUAAAAAUUAAAGGGAAACGUGAGUUCAUGAGGUUCAACUUGCUAGCAACCGCGCUUUGAUUUACAAAGUGAAUUAUGCCAUUUAUUUUACAAUGGCAACUUCUGAGCAUGCAGUGAAGUUUGAAUUGGAGCUUUUCCCCGGAAGUUCUGUUUAUAUUGCUCUUUUCAAAGAUGUGAAAAAUAGUGAGGAACUGAAGAAAAAUAUCAUGGCUGGAGAAAUUGAUGCAGUUCUGUUGUCUCCAAAAAUGAUUGUAGAUCCUUUCCAGCUAUUGGUGGCAGCAAAUAAAGCUCUACACAUCAAGAAAAAUGGACUCAAAAUGAGCACCAGGAAUGUCAACACGGAGGUCCUCUUCAACUUGUCUCCUACAAGAAAUAUCAGUGCAUCUUUCAAGAGGUUCGGCCUUUCUAAAGAGGAUUCCGGUCUUGUUGUAGUCACCCUUGAGGAUGACUCAGGGGAGAAGGUGAAUGCUGUGGAGAGACUGGUUCAAGGUGAUAUUGUACCCCUGGAUGAACUCAGUAACUUCAAUGACUACAGUCUCAUUAAGCAGGUUUACAAAGUGGAUGGAGAGGAGCUAGGUGUGUGUUCUCUACUUGAUGCGGUUGUUAGCAGAAUGGCAACCAAGGACGCAUUAUGAAACAUACUCUUGGCACUAUAAGUAACUUUGGCAUGAGUUGAAGAGUCAUGAAUGUAAGGCAGUAUCAUUAUAUAUUUCCAUUUAGUGAUACUAUGAAUGGAACUGUCUGUAGCAGCUUCCAGCAUCAGAUAAGGCCCUGCCAAUGCCGUGCAGUUUUUUGUUAUUUUUUUUUUUUUAUAAUUUUAGAUUUUACAAUUUUGUUUCUUCAAAAGACAACUAUUGG